Entamoeba invadens IP1 is the source of this 2088-nucleotide messenger RNA. RefSeq names its product tyrosine protein kinase, putative. Gene Ontology annotation, molecular function: protein kinase activity; ATP binding. NCBI's taxonomy places the organism in Eukaryota, Evosea, Mastigamoebida, Endamoebidae. The coding region runs from base 1 to 2088 and encodes 695 amino acids. The transcript has 2 exons. Gene Ontology annotation, biological process: protein phosphorylation. The record is from RefSeq and is a predicted model, not a curated record.
AUGAUUCUUUUGAAUCUGUCUUUUCUAUUUUUUCAUGUUAUUUUAUCAUUGGUGAAGAGUGGAGUAGUUUUGAAGACGACAACGUUUAUUAUUUCAUCUAAAACGGUCCAAGAAUGUGUAGAUACCCAAUGCACCUCUUCAAUGAAUUUUAAAGACUAUUUCGAGUGCUCCAAUGUGGAUUACAAUCAAUCAAUAUUUACAACGGUGUUCACAUUGAGUAUUCCGGAAAGUGUGACUUCGAUGAACUCGACGUUUCUCUUGACCACAAAGAAAAAUUUGGAUAGGUAUAGUCCCCCGUCUUUUAUGUCGAUAAGUGUCAAUGGCGAAGAGCUUAGACUCGGGGAGUUAAGUCACGAAUACACUACUGCUGAUGACUCUUGCUGCUUUUCUAAUUAUUCGAUAUUCACACAAACCUCAUUCUUCAGAUCAGGCAAAAACGUGAUAAGUAUAACACCACAGACAAAUAUAGUGUGUCUCUCUUCUUUCCAAAUUACUGUGCAAUACUACUUACACCUUCCUGAUAUCUUCGACGUCACUCCAACUGCUGGGCCGAUCAGUGGAGGGACUCAUGUGACAAUAUAUGCUGCCGAUAUUGAUAAAGAACAGACGUACUUUUGCUUCUUUGGUAAUGAGAAAUCGUUAUUUACUGCGACUUCUUCGAACACCGGGAAUUGCACAACACCAAAAAUCGAGAGUGUUGGAAACGUCUCGUUUUAUUUGGGGUUCUCUGCAGAAGACCCAAAACCAACAACAACACAGAAUUUCACAUUUUAUGACAUCACUAUAACAGACGCAAAUUUCGAAAAGUAUGAGGGAAACUCCAUCAUCAGAAUCACUGGAAGUGGUUUCAUUAACACAAAGACUCUUCUCUGUUUCAUUCAAAAACAACGCGAUUCGCCGAAUGCCACUCUCUCUUCUUUUAGAGAAGAUUACAAUGUUCUCAAUUUCACUGCAGAGUUUAUCGACACAUCACAUGUGGCAUGUCAAGUCACUGAUAUCAACGAGGGGAAGUACUUGAUUGGGCUCAGUUUGAAUACAGCGGAUAUUGUCUGGAGUAACAGCGCAGUGUAUUACAGUAAGUCCCAUAUUGACUCGCGGUGGAUAGUACUUUUGGUCAUAUUAGUAGUCAUCAUUUUCUUUGUUGUUGUUUUAACAGGCCUUGGCAUUUUCAUUCGCAAAAAGAAGCAGAACACCAUUGAAAUUGUUCAAAACAUUUCAACACGCGAAAUAGUGUGUGAGGAGAUCAUAGGGAAAGGGUCUUUUGGGGAUGUCUGGAGCGCGACGUGGAAAGGCCAAGAGAUAGCCGUGAAGCUGAUUCCACUUGAAAAGGUUCAAAAGGGUAAAUUGAAGCAAACAAUGAAAGAAGUUGAGUUAAUGAGUUCAUUGCGGCACCCCUGUGUUUUACAAUUCUUUGGGUCAGGGAUGGACGAGAAGUUUUUGUUGAUAGCAAUGGAGUUGAUGACGAAUGGAACUGCACGAGAGAUUCUUGACAAUUCGAUGAUCGAAUUGUAUUGGGAAAAACGACUGAGGAUGUUGAAAGAUUGUGCGAGUGGGAUGGUCUAUUUACAUCACUGUAAACCGCCUAUCAUCCACCGAGACUUGAAAACUAAUAACUUGCUAGUGGAUGAUAAUUGGUGUGUUAAAGUGUCAGAUUUCGGACUAAGUGUCCCACUGUAUGGCGAAGAGAUAAACCCAACUGCUAUAUGUGGUACACUCAGUUGGAUGGCACCAGAAGCGUUAUUAAAUAAACCAUAUGGCACAAAAAUCGAUGUGUACAGCUUUGGCAUUGUACUAUGGGAAUUUCUUACAAGAAAGAGACCGUACGGUAAAAUGGAUCCACAUGAAAUCCUUACGAAAGUCAGUCAAAAAGGAAUGAGACCGGAUAUUCCGAAGGAUGAGUGUGAGGUCAAAGGAUAUGUUAACUUCAUGCAAAUGUGUUGGGAAGAGUCACCUGAAAAUAGGCCCACUUUUGAUCAAAUAGUCGACAAAAUAUCGGAAAUGAUAGAUGAAAUGGAUAAUUUAGAUAAAAGCAAAGAAGAAGAUGAAGAAGUGGAGGAAGAGGGAGACGAACGAACACCACUCAUUUAA